AGGAAAGCAUACAUUCACGAUGAGCAUCCCAACCCCUUGACCUUGAUCCCCGAUUUCAUUUCAGCACCGACCUUUAUAAUUCAGAGUCUAUUCGAUGAGGCUCAACUCCAAAUGAGUCGAGCUUUGCUACUGACAGGAGGAUCCUACAGCAAACUGGCCUUCAUCCAGAAUCUUGGAAGAGCUAUAGCGAAGAGUCUUGAUACUGUCCACGGUGUAUUUGCUCCUGCGUGUACGGACCAUGAAAUCCUCACUACGAAGUAA
Molecule: messenger RNA, 261 nt
Organism: Rodentolepis nana
Lineage: Eukaryota; Metazoa; Platyhelminthes; Cestoda; Cyclophyllidea; Hymenolepididae
Source: the annotation of a GenBank genome assembly